GGCAUCGGUUGUAGCGUCGUCGCGGUUGGCCGAGGGCGGGGUGUGUGUGCGCGUGUUGUAGCCUUGUAGGUGUUCGCGGGCUGUUUGACUGCGGGCCCUUUUGAGGAUGCCCCUUGGGGAGUACACUUUCGUGCGGGCUGCAGGCAAAGGCAGCUACGGGGAAGUGAGCAUAGUGCGGCACAGGCGCGACAACAAACAGUAUGUUAUUAAAAAACUGAACCUUAAACAUGCAUCCAGCCGUGAGAGAAAAGCAGCAGAGCAAGAAGCCCAGCUAUUGUCUCAACUAAAACAUCCCAAUAUAGUCACUUACAGGGAGUCCUGGGAAGGGGAAGAUGGUCUUCUCUAUAUUGUUAUGGGCUUCUGUGAAGGAGGAGACCUGUAUCAUAAGCUGAAAGAACAGAAAGGAACACUUUUGCCGGAGAAUCAGGUGGUGGAAUGGUUCGUUCAGAUUGCUAUGGCAUUGCAGUAUUUGCAUGAAAAGCACAUUCUACACAGAGAUCUCAAAACUCAAAAUGUUUUCCUGACACGUUCAAAUAUUAUCAAAGUGGGAGAUCUGGGAAUAGCCAGAGUGUUGGAAAAUCAGUAUGACAUGGCUAGUACUCUCAUAGGCACACCGUACUAUAUGAGUCCUGAGUUGUUCUCAAACAAGCCUUACAAUUAUAAGUCUGAUGUUUGGGCUUUGGGUUGCUGUGUCUAUGAAAUGGCGACAUUGAAGCAUGCUUUCAACGCUAAAGACAUGAAUUCAUUAGUUUAUCGAAUUAUUGAAGGAAAGCUGCCACCAAUGCCAAAAGAUUAUAGUAUUCAGCUGAAAGAACUCAUAAGAACUAUGCUUAGUAAAAAGCCAGAAGAAAGACCGAGUGUGAGAAGCAUACUGAGGCAACCAUAUAUCAAACACCAAAUCUCUCUGUUUCUGGAGGCCACAAAAGCAAAAACAUCCAAAAAUCAUAAGAAAAUGUCUGAUUUGAAGCCCCAAAGUUCUGCAGUAACCUCAGGGAAUGCUGAAAUGAAAAAUGGAAAUAUAAUAUCCCAGAAACAUCCUGGCGAGCACUUAAGAAAAUCUAAUGGAAAUGAAGAGAAAUGUUUAAUUAACAAUAAAACCUAUGAAGUUUCUCCCUCAGGAAAACUGGCUACUGAGUCUGAAAAAAGUAUAAACAACAAUAUUUUGAACAGCACAGAUGUCUCUAUAGCAACAAUGAGCAAAGUGGAUAUAGUUCUUGUUCCACUGGAAAAGGGGAAGUCAAAAAAUGAAAAGUUAGUAGAGAACAACAAAAACAGAUAUUCAAGUAUUCCUAGUGAAACAGAGUUUGAAACAGCAAUAAAUGGCCCACCAUUUAAGGAAGAAAAAUCGCAGAAAGUUACAACGCUGUAUUCCAGGACAGAAAAAGUAGAUUUUAAGAAGACUUUUGUUGAUGAAGUGGAUGAUAGCAAUGACACCAUGAAACUUCUGCAGCCUAUUUCAGAGGCUCAAAACACAAGUGAUCAAAAUCUGGAUUCUACUGAGAAAUUGCUGGCACCAUAUAUUCCUGUAGUAAUUCUUGAUCGGGCCUUCUAUGAAAACCCAGCAGAAAGUAACGGUAAAAUUCAGAAUGAAAGUGCCCAUUACCUUCAGCCCCAAGGAUCUGAGCACGAGCCUUCCCUGUCACGACAACGGCGACAUAAGAAAAAACAACAGUUAGUUGGCUCUUCAGAAAAGGGAUCCAGACUGGCUUACAACAUUGCUGUCAUCCCCUCUGUUUUAUCUUCACAACAAUCCUGUCAGGCCGUAGUUCAUAUUCCUCAAACGCUACCUUCUCUUCCUGAUGUGAAUGUGAAGACAAGAAACUACAGUGCAGGCAAACAGAGUGCUGUGAUUGCAAAGCCUAUUAGCAGAUCAAACAGCAUUGAGGUAGCAUCUUCUAAGGAUCGGCCUCUGUCAGCACGAGAGAGAAGAAGACUAAAGCAAUCUCAGGAAGACAUGCUUCCUUCUGGGCCUGUUAAGAGAAGAGCAUCUCAUAGUGCAGUAACAGAAACAAAAGUGGUAGAGGAUGAUGGUAUUCAAACUGCUCAGUCAUCUUCUGAGCCAAGCAUUUACAAGAAAAAAAGCUUAAUUGGUUGCUUUUGUGAGGAUGAGCUGAGCACCUCUUCCAGCUCCACAGAAAAAUCAGAUGGAGACUGCAAAGAAGGAAAAACAAAUGAAAUGAAUGAUUUGGUACAGUUGAUGACCCAAACACUGAAAAUGGACAAUAAAGAAAAUUGUGAACAAUCUGCAGUACCAGUUCCUGAAUCACAGUUCAUGCUUAAUAGAAAAUACAGAGACACCCUUAUCUUACAUGGGAAAGCAUCAGAAGAACCAGACACAUUCCAAUUUCAGGAAUUUUCUUCAGAUAUUCUGUCUGGUCCUGAAAAAAUCAGGAGACUGAUCGAAAUCUUAAGGGCAGAUGUAGUACAAGGACUUGGAGUGAAACUUCUGGAAAAGGUGUAUGAUGUUAUGGAGGAGGAUGAUGAACAGAAGAGAGAGCUGUAUUUGCGGGAGCUGAUGGGAGAAAAGUACACUUCUUACAGCAUAAAGGCCCGUCACUUAAAGUUCUUAGAAGACAACAUCAAGCUUUGACACAUACCGCCAUUGAACCACUUAUUCCUGAAGGAAACAACGAAACUUUAUUCAAGAGUUCUUUGAGGUUCAGCAGAUUUUCAUUUUCCUGUAUAGAAUAAGCUGUCUGUAAAUCAGAGCUUUGUUGAAAGCCUAGUGCAGGAAAUGUUUGGCACACUUGAAAUCUCAAUUUUAUGUGACCACACAUGGCUAACUGCCACUGGUACUUGCAUGUAAAAAGUACAGGAUUGUAACUUGAGUACAGAACUGCCUCUUCCAUAUAAAGGUUAUUAUAAUAUGAGGAAAGUGGAGGAAGGGCAAGAAAUAAUUCAGCAUUUGAGCCCUGUUCUGUGGCAUCCUAAAUUACAAAUGAGCAAUUUGUAGAUAGGGAAAAGCUGGUUACUUUAGCUGACCAUUUUUUAAAGUCAUUUUGUGACAACUACCAAAUUUCUGUGGUUGGAAGACUUUUCUGUAUGUUCAAAAGUAUACUAAACAUAAUGAAGAAUUGCCUCCCCAUGACAUAUCUGAAUAGUUCUAGUGCUCAGUUACCAUGAACUAGUUUCCUUUUCUUUGGGCCAAAAACCUGACUAGGAAAGAAAAUAUAAAAUACACUAAUGUAAAUGGUUGCAACUUUCUGGUAUUUUAUUUAGGUUGAAAUAGCUUAUUAUACCAAGCUAGGAUGAUGUUGCAAUAUGCAAGGUCUCUAAAUUUUAUAGAACUAAAGCAUCACAAGGUGGCUUCAAGCUGAAGUUUUUUAAAAGUCUGCUAUUUGAUUCAGGGUCUUGACAGUCAGAAACUUACAUAUUCUUAAGUAUCAAUUGGUUUUAAUUGAUAAUGUAAAUUAUAUCUCCUAAUCUUUAUGGCCAUCACCCCUACCUUGUCCUACUCCCAGGUGCUUUGAAUGUAUUAUCUCUUGUCUGAAUGUUUUUAAGUAAUGAAAUUACUUUUUGUAAAUAAAAUUCUUAAGUCUUCAAAUUACUUUUCUUUUCUUUUUUAGAAAUAGUCAAACCCCAUUUUUCACUGCCAAGGGGAAGGAUUUUUACCAAUCCCCCUCAUAAUGUAUUCAGUGCUAUUCCUGCAGGGGUCCACUCACCCUUAGGCAUAAGCGUGCGUGAUGAGAAUGUUCUGUUUCUCUCACCUAGCUCUACUCUGCUACUUUGGAUGUCGGUCACUAGGACCACAGAGUCUUGGGAACAGCCAUUCUGGCAUGGAAAUGGCAUAAAGGACACUUACGUUUUGUGCUGGUUUGGAAAUGCUAAUUGGCCAUGUUUUGCUACCAGCUUAGAAACUUAAUUUGAUUUGAAGGUUAAGAAAAAUGUACACAUUCUACUAAUUAAUUUAUGCUGCUUGCUUUUCUCUUUGGCCUGUGACAUCUUCCACAUUCAGUCCCAUUCUUA
Messenger RNA from Eublepharis macularius, 3966 nucleotides. It is a transcript of the gene NEK4, whose product is annotated as NIMA related kinase 4. Lineage: Eukaryota; Metazoa; Chordata; Lepidosauria; Squamata; Eublepharidae. Bases 107 to 2590 code for a protein of 827 amino acids. The transcript is spliced from 17 exons. The record is from RefSeq and is a predicted model, not a curated record. Gene Ontology annotation, molecular function: ATP binding; protein kinase activity. Gene Ontology annotation, biological process: protein phosphorylation.